AUGCCGGAGCGCCGCGCUGCAAUGAUGGCAAACUCCACAGCCAUCGAGAGGUACUGCCUCGUCACCGUCGGCGCAACGGUCGGUUUCAAGGAGCUCACCACGGCCGUGCUGGAACCCGGUUUCUGGCAGUUUCUCCGGUCCAAGAAUUUUACCAAUCUCCGCAUCCAGUGCGGCCCGGACAUCCCAUGGGUCAGCGCCAAGCUGUCGGAGCGCAAGGAGGAGACGCCGGAGGGCCUCGACAUCGUCGCGUUUGAUGUCCGGAGAAACCUGAUGACGGAGGAAAUGGCGCUGUGCUCGCCAGAUCCUGGACGUCGCGUGCAAGGUCUCAUCAUCUCCCAUGCGGGCACCGGAACGAUCCUGGACGCGUGGAGGCUGAGCAUCCCCCUCAUCGUCGUGCCCAACACGAGCCUGCUCGACAAUCACCAGACGGAAAUGGCGCAGCAUCUAGCCCGGGAAGGCUACGCUACCAUGGCCACUGCGAGUCGUCAGGAUCUUCAGGACGCCGUCCAUAAGUCGGGGCUUCUUGUCGAGGACAACCAGACCCGCUGGCCACCGCACUCGGCCACGGCAGGUCCAAGCGUUGCCAUGUCUCUGUGGGACAUCAAGCCGAUGGAGGUCAAGACCGAGGAGAAUUCUCAGCUGGCCCACGAUUAG
This is a messenger RNA of Drechmeria coniospora, 654 nucleotides long. RefSeq names its product UDP-N-acetylglucosamine transferase subunit alg13. The transcript is spliced from 3 exons. NCBI's taxonomy places the organism in Eukaryota, Fungi, Ascomycota, Sordariomycetes, Hypocreales, Ophiocordycipitaceae. The coding region runs from base 1 to 654 and encodes 217 amino acids. Gene Ontology annotation, molecular function: hexosyltransferase activity. Gene Ontology annotation, biological process: dolichol-linked oligosaccharide biosynthetic process. Gene Ontology annotation, cellular component: extrinsic component of endoplasmic reticulum membrane; UDP-N-acetylglucosamine transferase complex. The record is from RefSeq and is a predicted model, not a curated record.